AUGUGCAGCUUCACCCUCCAAGGACGCCGCAACUUCUCGUCGACGAGGGUGGGGUUCUCGGCCAAGGGGUUCUCGGCCAAGGGGCACUCGAAGCUGUUUCCAGACGCAGAUGCCGCGGUUGCAGAUGUUAAGAGCGGAUCUACCGUCCUGAGCUCGGGAUUCGGUCUAUGUGGUGUUGCAGACACGCUCAUCGCCGCGCUUCACCGGAGAGGCCCCGAGUCGCUUCAUUCGCUCACUGCCGUCUCGAAUAAUGCCGGAAUAGAAGGAAAGGGGGGCUUGGCAGUCCUCACCAGCAGUGGACAGGUCGACCGCCUGGUUCUAUCAUAUCUGGGCAACAAUAAGGUGUUGGAAAAGAAAUAUUUAACGGGAGAGCUUGCGAUUGAGCUGUGCCCGCAAGGAACCCUGGCGGAGCGUAUUCGAGCCGGUGGUGCCGGCAUUGCGGCCUUUUUUACGCCCACGGCAGCCCACACCCUCCUUCAGACCGGAGAUAUCCCCGUUCGCCUGGAUAAAUCGGGGGCCGUCGUCGAAAAGGGCCGAGUGAGAGAGUCCCGCGAGUUUGAUGGCAGGACCUUUCUCAUGGAGACCUCUUUGACGGGAGACGUCGCAAUUAUCAGGGCGUGGAAGGCCGACAAGGAAGGAAACUGCGUUUUCAGAUAUGCCACCAAGGCCUUUGGACCGAUCAUGGCCAAAGCCGCCAAGUUGACCAUCGUCGAAGCCGAAAAUAUUGUCGAGGUGGGCGAGAUUGAUGCCAAUGACGUCAACUUGCCUGGAAUCUUUGUCGACCGCAUUGUCCCGUCGACCGCGGAGAAGCAGAUCGAGGUGUUGAAGCUCCGAGACGACAGCGACAAGGGCUCUGCUUCGUCCAAGCCUGUGAGCGAGGCGCAGCAAAAGCGAGUUCGCAUUGCGAAGCGAGCGGCCAAGGAGCUCAAGGAGGGGUUCUACGUUAACCUCGGCGUUGGCAUUCCUACCCUGGCUGCUUCUUUGCUUCCUUCUGAUAGAAAGGUUUGGAUCCAGUCUGAGAAUGGUAUUCUCGGCAUGGGCCCUUAUCCCACCAUUGAUGAGGUCGACCCUGAUAUUGUGAACGCCGGCAAAGAGACUGUUACCCUCGUUCCUGGAGCAUCAUGCUUUGACUCUACUGAGUCAUUUGGCAUGAUCCGGGGCGGCCAUGUAGAUGUCUCUAUUCUCGGAGCUCUUCAAGUUGGCGCCAACGGCGACCUUGCAAACUACAUGAUUCCCGGCAAGGUGUUUAAGGGUAUGGGCGGUGCCAUGGAUCUGGUCGCCAACCCCGACAGCACCAAGAUUGUCGUGGCUACGGAACACGUCGCCAAGGAUGGCUCGUCGAAGAUUCUGCAACAAUGCACCCUGCCUUUGACCGGAGCCCGAGUGGUCAGCACCAUUAUUACUGAUUUGUGUGUAUUUGAAGUAAACAGGCAAGAGUCCACUCUCACCUUGACUGAGCUGGCACCUGGUGUUACCGUUGAGGAGGUCCGGAGCAAGACGGAGGCUGAGUUUACCGUGGAUCUGGAUGAGAGUCGAUCAUACGAAUAA
Molecule: messenger RNA, 1548 nt
Organism: Ilyonectria robusta
Lineage: Eukaryota; Fungi; Ascomycota; Sordariomycetes; Hypocreales; Nectriaceae
Exons: 8
Coding region: 1-1548 (515 amino acids)
Biological process (GO): ketone body catabolic process
Molecular function (GO): succinyl-CoA:3-oxo-acid CoA-transferase activity
Source: RefSeq, a predicted model, not a curated record